This is a messenger RNA of Penicillium argentinense, 966 nucleotides long. Its product is annotated as deubiquitinase OTU2. The coding region runs from base 1 to 966 and encodes 321 amino acids. Gene Ontology annotation, biological process: protein deubiquitination. The transcript has a single exon. Lineage: Eukaryota; Fungi; Ascomycota; Eurotiomycetes; Eurotiales; Aspergillaceae. Gene Ontology annotation, molecular function: cysteine-type deubiquitinase activity. The record is from RefSeq and is a predicted model, not a curated record.
AUGGAGGAGCUUAUGUCGAAACACCGCAAAGAACAAAAGGAUCUCCAGAGCCGGAUUACUCAAAAGAAAAAGUCCGCCACCAAGAAGACACGCAAAGGAGUGAUUGAUGAGUGUGAACGAAUGCAAAGAGAGCUCAACGAGCGACACCAAUCCGAAAUUGCAGAAUUAAAUGGAGAACCCACGGAACCUGUCGAGGCCCUGGAAGACUUGAGCUUGGAAGAUGUGACCCCGGCCGAAAAGACCACCGAGGACAAGACGAACUCGACGCCUCAGGACCCCGAACCAACCACCGAGACCCCAGAACAAUUACCUGCCGGCCGAGCGAAGAAGCCCAACCGUGCCAAAGCCCGCCUGGCCCGUCGAGCCGCCGAACAAGCCGCCCUGUCGCAAGCCGCCGCCGAGGAAGCCGCAAACCAAACGAAUUAUCGCGGCAACGAGCAAGAAAUUAUGGAUGCGGUAUUUAAGAGGCUUGGUCUGAAAGAGGUAGAAGUCACACCAGAUGGUCACUGUCUCUAUUCCGCAGUUGCUAAGCAGCUGGAUGACUCUGGACUAGGCUUGCGGCCAGACCCAAGUCGAAUCGUCCUUCAGCCAACAUCACAAUCACGCAUUGACACGGUGACAUCGCCCCAGCACGAUGGAUACCGCGCUGUACGGGCUGUAACGGCCGACUUUAUCGUGGAGCACAAAGACGACUUUGAGGCGUUUAUGGAAGAGCCGUUAGAUGUUUAUACUCGGAAGGUCAAGCUGACUGCCGAAUGGGGUGGCCAGCUGGAGCUUCAAGCUAUUGCAAGGGCAUAUGGUGUCGACAUCAAUGUUGUUCAAAGUGACGGCAGACAAGAGAAGAUCGAAUGUGGAGAUAUGGAUGGCUUUGAUGAGGAGGAGAAGCGCAAGCGCGUCAUUUGGCUCGCGUACUACCGACACACCUACGGGCUUGGCGAGCAUUACAAUGCUCUCGUUAAAAAGUGA